AUGGUGAAGGCUAGCGAACUUGUGAAAUGGUCCUUAGUAUUUGAAAAUAGUGACAGCGCGGCGCUUAUGAGAAUUGAGUUCCUAGUUGUGGCUAUUGCAGCUAUCUUCCUCCUGAUGUCAUUCUUGGACAUGUACCGUCGUCAGUGCCGCCACUCCGCCAUCAAGUACCUCUUACUUGUCCUCGACGCCAUAAGUGAUUCCUCAUUCAUCUACACAAUUGGACUGAUGCAGAGUGCGCCCUUCAAGAAAGAUCUGUUUUCAAUAUGGGCGCUGGUAUUGGUCAACCUCCGGUUCAAUGCUUGCUUCAUCUCAGCAUACGGCAUCCCUGACCAAGACAACAGCCGCAUAACCGAGGGCGCCAGGGUGAUGUCACUUCUAGGGGUGGCCUUCUUAAUCGGCACACAGAACAGUCAGUUUAAGCAUCCGAUCUGGGUGCUCUGGGCAAUGCAGCAAGUGAGAAGUAAAUACCUAAUAGUUGCAUACAAUAAAGCGACAGGAUCCUUCUUGCACGGUCGGAGCUCGCCACUUCUGACAGCAUAUAUGGGUACCGAUGCUGGUAUCUGUAAGGAGGGGAAUCCGACCACAAUGAACGAGUACAAGUACUUGGUCUCUGGAGAUCAGGAUCAGAAGGUCAAACUGCAGGCCCCUGAGUAUAAAUUUUAUCUGAAAGUUGAGUCAGAGGGAGAUCAGGAGCAGAAGGCGCCUUGGUAUAAAUUGUAUCUGAACCUUUCAAAAACAAUUUUUGGUCUGAAAGUUGAGUCAGAGGGGCGGUUCAUCACUCUUGAUAAGACUUGGGAGCAGCUCAAAAACCAGCAUUCAGACACCGAUGCAGGGGGCGGCCAACGAUCAUGGGCCAAAGACCUGUGCCUGUCCUUUGCACUAUACCGACUACUCCGUUGCAGAUUUGACGACUUACCCCUGCCAGACGAGAGCCUUACAAGCACCAGAAAAUUAAUGUAUGAAAUUAUUGGCAAGAAGGACGAAGAUUUGUCUACACAAACAGACCACCAUACUCAGGGAGCAUUCAACGGAGAUUUGCCUACACAAACAGACCACCAUACUGAGAGAGCAUUCAGCGGAGAUUUGCCUGCACAAACAGACCACCAUACUGAGAGAGCAUUCAGCGCAGAUUUGCCUGCACAAACAGACCACCACGCUGAGAGAGCAUUCAGCGCAGAUUUGCCUGCACAAACAGACCACCACGCUGAGAGAGCAUUCAGCGCAGAUUUGCCUGCACAAACAGACCACCACGCUGAGAGAGCAUUCAGCGCAGAUUUGCCUGCACAAACAGACCACCACGCUGAGAGAGCAUUCAGCGCAGAUUUGCCUGCACAAACAGACCACCAUGCUGAGAGAGCAUUCAGAGGAGAUUUGCCUGCACAAAUAGACCAUGCUGAGAGAGCAUUCAGAAUUGCUAAGUUGGAGCUUGCGUUCCUCAACGACUACUUCUACACAAGAUACCCCAUCCUUUUUUGGCGUGGCUUCCCACUGAUUUUUGCUUGGUACCCUCUCCUGACCAUUGCUCUCAUCGCUUGGCUUGGAAGGGACAUCCACAAACUCUACAAGCCUAAGGUGGGAGAAACUGCCCACGUCGUGCACGGGGUCAACGUUGAUCUCAUCAUCACAUGGAUAUUCAUGUGCAUUAUCGUGCUGAAGGAGUCUUGGAAGGUGGUCACCUACUUGCUGUCUGAUUGGACUAAGGUGAUGCUGCUGUGCGAAUACAGUUCGCGCACCCUGAAGUGUAUUCCACAGUGGCUGUGGGAGUUCUUGGUUCGGAUCUUGUGCACACCAAGAUGUAGAAUUGUGCGCCGUUGGCACAAUAAGAUCGGUCAGUAUGAAUUCUUGCAGUCAUUUGGUCACAAUCCUAGGAACAUUUUUUACUGGUUAAGCCUUGGCUUGGUCCCAAAAGAAAUUAGAGGUGCAAAAGUAGGCAGCCCAAUGGAGCUGCCAAGAGAUGUGAAAGCUGUCGUUCUCAAGUCACUUUGCUCUUUAGAUCUUAAGCAGAACUCACUAAAGUCAGACCUACCGACUGAUGUUAAGCAGUUCAACUUUGAGUGGACUUUCAAACUGCGGACAUGGUGCCACAGCAUUCUUGUGUGGCAUAUAGCAACAAGCCUGUGUGAGAUUGAGCUUGCUCAACGCUACAACACAAGCUUAACGACUUCUGAGUUACUGUGUGCAAUCAAGACUGCUCUCAAUUGUUUCUCCUCCCAGCCAUAUCUUAUAAAGGAAGACAGAAUUGAAGGGUGGCUCCGAGCUAAUUAUAUAGCCGCCAACAGUAUAUCACGCUACUGCGCCUAUCUGCUUGUUAUAGAACCAGAUUUGCUACCUGACAGUUUCUUAACUGCCGAUGACUUAUUCAGAUGCGCCGUCGAUGAGGCUUUAGAUAUUCUGAAGGGCUGUGACACCCUGCAAAGCAUAUACAGAAGGCUGGUACGAGGAAUUCCUCGGCAAGAUGACAGAAAAAUGGACAGACUAGAGACCCAUCCCAAUACGAUACUUGCGAGUGCUGCACGCCUUGCUUGGUCUCUGAUUCAUGAGAUCCCAGAUGAAGUAGUUCGCUGGAAGGUCCUCGCAGAAGUCUGGGCCGAUAUACUGGUACACACAGCCCCCUCAUGGAAUGCCUCAGCUCACAAGAAAUGCCUUGCAACAGGUAGUGAGUUCAUAACUCAUAUAUGGGUCAUUGUUUCUCAUUGCAACGUCCAGAGCAGUAAGCGCUGGCCAUAUCAAGAACCCCCACAGGAUGACGAUGACGACGACAACCAAGCAAGUGAACGGCAAGAAGUGGGAGCGCCAGCGCCAUCACAGGAACCGACUGUGGCUGGUGAUGGACUGUUGGCACAGGAAGGGCCAGCGAGGGUUCUGUCAAAUGGAGCACUACAAGAACAAGACCAAACAUCAAGUCCAACUAUAGGACAGCAUUUAACCACAAAUGGCCAACAACUUGCUCAGAAAGAAACAGAAGAACACAAUGAAAUACAAGAGGUCAGAGCCGAUUGGAAAGGAUGA
Molecule: messenger RNA, 3009 nt
Organism: Triticum turgidum subsp. durum (durum wheat)
Lineage: Eukaryota; Viridiplantae; Streptophyta; Magnoliopsida; Poales; Poaceae
Source: the annotation of a GenBank genome assembly